AUGUCAAAUACAUGGGGUAAAGCCCUUGAUCAAGCUAACAUUGUUAGAGCAAGUUUUAACGAUUUAGAUAAAAGUGUUAUUAAAGCAACUAGACAUAAACUUAGAAUUCCAAAAGAAAAACAUGUUAGAAAGUUAAUUAUUUAUACCCACGAAAGACUUGGCCCAAUUGGAGAGCUUUAUAAAGCUUUGUUAAGAAGAAUGGAAGAGCCAGAUUGGAUUAUUGUUUUAAAAACUUUAAUUGUUUUUCAUAGAGUUUUAUCUGGUGGAAAUAUUAGAUUUCUUGAAGAUUUAACACACAGAGGAAAUGUGUUCCCAUUAGGCAGAUUUACAGAUAUGACUUCCACUCAAGCACAUCAACAAUCUGUCUUUAUUAGACGUUAUUCGCAAUAUUUGGAAGAAAAGGUUUUCGCAUUUAGAGAAAUGAGACAAGAGUUUGACAAAGAUACAUUUUCAUCAAAGGGUUUAACAAUUGAACAACUUUUAAAUAGAAUUCCAAAGAUGCAAAGACAGUUUGAUGCUCUUUUAGGAACCCAUGUCGAAGAAGUUUGUGAUAAUAUUAUAACUAUCAAUGCCUUUGAAUUAUUAUUAAAGGAUAGUUUUAAAAUGUACUGUAAUUUAAAUGACGCUGUAUUAAAUAUUUUAGAAUUAUAUUUCAAUAUGACUAAAAGGGAUGCAACAAAGGCAUUGGAUAUUUAUAAGGUAUUUAUGAGAGAGACUGAUGCCAUUAUUGAGUUUUUCAGUUCAUCUCGUAGAAAAUUCCAUAUUGAUUUACCACAAUUAUCACCAGCUCCAUCAACUGUAGUUCAAGGUUUAGAGGAAUACUUAAGAGACCUCGAGGAUGACGAUGAUGCAUCAUAUAAUAAUAAUAGUAGAACCUCUUCACAAAACAGCAUUUCAUAUAAAAACAAUAAUUAUAAUAGUCACAACACAACUAGUAGUGGUGGAAGAAAGAGUAGUUAUGGUUCAAACCAAUAUAAUAAUAAUAACAAUAACACUAGUAGUUAUAAUAAUAGCAGUAAUACAGGCAAUAAUAACAAUAAUAGAAAAAAUGAAGAGUUAAUUAGUUUCGAUGAUGAUUUAUUUGCUGGUGUUGCUCCACAAUCAAAUAAUACUUCUUCUUCAAAUUCAAAUCCAUUUUUAUCAAAACCAACACAACAACAACAACAACAACCAUUACAACAACAACAACAACAACAAUUACAACUUCAAGCUCCACCACAACCUGCUUUGGACCCAUUGGACCCAUUUAGUGUUACAACAGUUUCACAACCAUCACAACAACAACAAUUCCAACAACAAAAACCACAACAACCUAUUCAAAUGCAGCCAUUACAAGUUAAUCCAUCAACUCACCAAUUUGGUAACCCAACUAAUUACCAUAACCCAUUUGAUCCAGCUUACAACGAAAGAGCCUUACAAAUUAAAGCAGCUUUUCAAUCAAACCAAAAUCAAAAUAACCAAAAUCUUAAUAACUUUAAUAAUAAUAUGAACGACUUUAGUUUUAAUAUUGCUAAUAAUGUUGGUCUAAGUAACAGCAAUGGUAUGCCACCACCAAAAAUGAAUAGCGGGGGUAGUAGCGCCGGUCCAUUGGUUCCAAUUAAUAGACCAAUGAAUGGCAAUAUGGGUAUGGGUGCCAUGAAUGGUGGCAUGGGUGUUAUGAACAAUAACAUGAAUAAUAAUAGCAACAUUGGUAUGAACAUGCACAUGGGUAUGAAUGGUGGAAUGCAAAACAACAAUAAUAUGAAUAAUGGUAUGGGCUUUGGUGGUAUGCACAAUAACAUGGGUAUGAAUAUGAAUAUGAACACCGGUAUGAAUAGCAGUAACAACAAUAAUAGUAAUGGUAAUAAUAUGAAUAAUUUUAAUAAUAGCUUCAGUGGUCUAAAUAUAGCAAUGGGUUUAUCCGGUAAUGGUAGUAAUAGUAAUAAUAAUAACAAUAACAGUGGUUUCAGACCUUCUCAACCAUCACCAAAUAAUAAUACAGGUUUUGCAGUCAAUAGUAAUAAUAAUAUGAACAAUGGAAUGGGUAUGAACAACGGUAUGGGUAUGAACAAUGGCAUGGGUAUGAACGGCGGUAUGGGUAUGAACAACGGCAUGAGUAUGAACAACGGCAUGGGUAUGAAUAUGGGAGUUAAUAAUAAUAUGAUGAUAAGAAAUCAACCAAAUCAAAUGAUGCAACCAAAUCCGAUGAUGCAACAAAAUCAAAUGAUGCAACCAAAUCAACAACAAAACCAACAACCUAAAGUAGUUUACUUUUAAAUAAAAAUCCUUUUUUUUUAAUUUAAAAAUAAAAAUUUUAUAGAUAUUUAAAUAAAAUUU
Messenger RNA from Dictyostelium purpureum, 2316 nucleotides. RefSeq lists its product as uncharacterized. Bases 1 to 2256 code for a protein of 751 amino acids. Gene Ontology annotation, biological process: clathrin coat assembly; vesicle budding from membrane; clathrin-dependent endocytosis. The record is from RefSeq and is a predicted model, not a curated record. The transcript has 5 exons. Gene Ontology annotation, cellular component: clathrin-coated pit; clathrin-coated vesicle. Gene Ontology annotation, molecular function: clathrin heavy chain binding; phosphatidylinositol-4,5-bisphosphate binding; SNARE binding. NCBI's taxonomy places the organism in Eukaryota, Evosea, Eumycetozoa, Dictyosteliales, Dictyosteliaceae.